CCAUUCUGCUCUUGUGUUUAGCCUAAUCUCUUUAUACUAGCCAGGCGCUCGUUAAUCACCAUCAUGGCUAGCCAGAAUCCCACAGAUGCCGCCGCCUCGGGCGCUGCUGCUCCCACAACCCUGCCCGAUCGCACUCAAACCCCCGCCGGUAACCAGGCCGGCGAGUCUAAGAACGCCGCGAAGAAGGCUGAGAAGGCCGCCAAGCUGGCUGCGGCCAAGGCUGAGAAGGCUGCGAAGCACGCUGCUGGUGUGAAGACUGAGGGCAAGAAGGAGGCUAAGAAGGCUCCUAAGAAGAAGGUUGACGGCGCUGCUUUGAUCGGUAUCGAUGCGUCCAAGGAGGAGAACUUCCCGGACUGGUACCAGCAAGUUCUCACCAAGGGAGAUAUGCUGGACUACUAUGAUGUGUCGGGCUGCUUCAUCUUGAAGCCCGCCUCGUAUUUCAUCUGGGAGGAGAUUCAAGAUUGGUUCAACAAGAAGAUCAAGAAGAUGGGUGUCAAGAACUGCUCGUUCCCCUUGUUCGUUACCGAGGAUGUGUUGCAGCGUGAGAAGGACCACAUUGAGGGUUUCGCUGCUGAGGUCGCCUGGGUGACUCACGCUGGAUCGACUCCUCUUGAGAAGAAGAUUGCCAUCCGUCCCACCUCCGAGACUGUUAUGUACCCCUACUAUUCCAAGUGGAUUCGCAGUCACCGUGAUCUGCCCCUGCGCCUCAACCAGUGGAACUCCGUCGUCCGAUGGGAGUUCAAGAACCCCCAGCCUUUCCUGCGAACUCGUGAGUUCUUGUGGCAGGAGGGUCACACUGCCCACCUGACUGAGGAUGUCGCUCGGAAGGAGGUGCUGCAGAUUCUUGAUUGGUAUGCCGAUAUCUACUCUGAGCUUCUUGCGGUUCCUGUCGUCAAGGGCCAGAAGACCGAGAAGGAGAAGUUUGCUGGUGGUCUCUACACCACUACUGUCGAGGGUUAUAUCCCUGCCACUGGUCGUGGUAUCCAGGGUGGUACCUCCCACGGCCUCGGCCAGAACUUCAGUAAGAUGUUCAACAUCACCGUUGAGGACCCCUCCGCCAAGCCUGGUGAGCAGAAGGAGCCCCUGCACGUCUGGCAGAACUCCUGGGGUCUGUCGACCCGCACCCUGGGUGUCAUGGUCAUGAUCCACAGUGACAACAAGGGUCUGGUCCUUCCCCCUCGUGUGGCUGAGACCCAGGUCGUCAUUGUCCCCGUCGGUAUCACUGCCAAGAGCACCGAUGAAGACCGUGAGAAGCUCUACGCUGAGAUCGACGGUCUGGUUACCGUCCUCGAGGCUGCUGGUGUCCGUGUCCAGAGUGACAAGCGUGAGGGCUACUCCCCCGGUUGGAAGUUCAACCAGUGGGAGCUCCGUGGUGUGCCCCUCCGUCUGGAGUUUGGCCCUGGCGAGUCGGCUGGUCACUUCGUCACUACUGCCCGUCGUGACAUCCCUGGUAAGGAGGGCAAGUCCACCCUUCCCAUCACUGACCUGGUUAGCGGCACUACUGCGCUCCUCGAGACUAUUCACACCGACAUGUACAACCGUGCCGAUGCCGAGUUCAAGGCCCACCGCCCUCUGAUCACCAACUGGGACGACUUCACUCCCGCCCUGAACGCCAAGAACCUCUGCCUCGUUCCCUUCUGUCUCCAAAUGGACUGCGAGGAGUCGAUCAAGAACCAGAGUGCCCGCAAGGCCGAGGAGGAGUCCGGCGAGGUCACUGACGCCAAGGCACCUUCCAUGGGCGGCAAGAGUCUGUGCAUUCCCUUCGAGCAGCCCGAGGGCAUCGAGCCCGGUGUUACCAAGUGCAUCAACCCCAGCUGCUCCAACUUCGCCGAGAAGUGGUGCAUGUUCGGCCGCUCCUACUAAGCCGACUGGUCAAGCCUCUGACCUCCAGGCAAAUACCCACCUCAGCCCUUGCAAGGGUAUGAGCUGUGGUUUUGCUUUCUCUUCUUUCCUCUCGAGAACGUGGAGUUGAAUUCGGAGAGUUUCAUGUCGUAAAAAUCAUUCGGACCCCUACAUUUGAAGUGACCAACAAGGGGUCCCAUCCAAGAUACCUUGUGCAUUCUUUCAUUGUUGUGGAGUUGAGGCUGGAAUACGGGGUUGCGUCGGGGAGAUCGUUAGUUACAAUGAGCCUAUGAGCAGAAAUGAGUGACGUUUUCCAUUUUUUUUUAAUUAUAAGCGAAGAUAUCCUGUACUUUGAAUCAUUGAACAAAGAAAAUCAGGAAUAGUAGUACAAUACAUAUUGCCUACGCGCUAGAGAC
Penicillium subrubescens is the source of this 2258-nucleotide messenger RNA. RefSeq names its product proline--tRNA ligase. The transcript has 6 exons. Gene Ontology annotation, cellular component: cytoplasm; aminoacyl-tRNA synthetase multienzyme complex. NCBI's taxonomy places the organism in Eukaryota, Fungi, Ascomycota, Eurotiomycetes, Eurotiales, Aspergillaceae. The record is from RefSeq and is a predicted model, not a curated record. Gene Ontology annotation, biological process: prolyl-tRNA aminoacylation. Gene Ontology annotation, molecular function: proline-tRNA ligase activity; ATP binding. Bases 64 to 1863 code for a protein of 599 amino acids.